CUUGUAAGGCCCGGCGCCGCGCCCCGCCCCGCGCCCCCACCGCGCCAGCCCGGACCCCACCGACGCCCGGCCAGCCCCGGCUCCGCACCCGCUCCGCGCACCGAGCCGGCGCCUUCUCCGCACCAGGAAAGUCCCACACGCCUGCAGCCAAGAUGUCCAGUAAACGGGCCAAGGCCAAGACCACCAAGAAGCGGCCACAGAGGGCCACAUCCAAUGUCUUCGCGAUGUUCGACCAGUCCCAGAUCCAGGAGUUUAAGGAGGCCUUCAACAUGAUCGACCAGAACCGAGAUGGCUUCAUUGACAAGGAGGACUUGCAUGACAUGCUGGCCUCACUGGGCAAGAACCCCACGGACGAGUACCUGGAGGGCAUGAUGAGCGAGGCCCCGGGGCCCAUCAACUUCACCAUGUUCCUCACCAUGUUUGGGGAGAAGCUGAACGGCACGGACCCCGAGGACGUGAUCCGCAACGCCUUUGCCUGCUUCGAUGAGGAGGCCUCAGGCUUCAUCCACGAGGACCACCUUCGGGAGCUGCUCACCACCAUGGGCGACCGCUUCACAGACGAGGAAGUGGACGAGAUGUACCGUGAGGCGCCCAUUGAUAAGAAAGGCAACUUCAACUACGUGGAGUUCACUCGCAUCCUCAAACACGGUGCCAAGGACAAGGACGACUAGCCCCCCCCCCCGCCCGGCCCCCAGGCCCAGGCCCCUGUCCCAGUCACCUGCUCCCCUACACCGUCUGCACUGGCUCCAUGCCCACGAGCCCACAGGACCCUCUCAGAGGACCCUCCCUCUGAGGGGUUAGGGGUCCAGCUCCCAGUGGAGGCCGAGAGAGCGCAGUGCCACACAAGAGGCACACAGCCAACGCCAGGCAGGUGUUCCCAGCGUGACCCUCUAAGGAAACACCAUUUUCUUGGGAGGUUGACCUGGAGGCACCAAGGGACAGCCCCUCAUGACAGCCCAGGCCUCAGCUGUCGCCCACCCCCUCCAGACUGUUCCCUGCAGGAAGGGCCCCAUGUCCUGGUCUGGACACCACUUUGCGUGCACCCCCAUGCAGGGUAUGAAAGCCCUUCCCCAGCCACUGCCACCAACACUCAAACCUCACCAAGGCCCCUUCUCAGAGGACAGGAUGCCAGGCCCCUCCCCUACACCCUGCCCAGCCACCAGAACACCCCCAGGGUUCUCCCCCUCCCCCAGGAGUGUGCUCCAGAAAGUGCGUGCAGGGUAGAGAUUUGUCUCGGGGAGGCAGAACCUCUAAUAGAAGGCUGAGCACUG
This is a messenger RNA of Sus scrofa (pig), 1271 nucleotides long. RefSeq names its product myosin light chain 9 (gene MYL9). The record is from RefSeq and is marked provisional. Lineage: Eukaryota; Metazoa; Chordata; Mammalia; Artiodactyla; Suidae. Gene Ontology annotation, molecular function: calcium ion binding.